AUGGUUAAUGAUAAUGAUCCUUCAAGAACAUCCCAUAGGAGUGACCCAGGAUGGAAACAUUGUCAUCCGAUGGAUGAAUCAAAUUUAAAUUCAACUAUUUGCAAUUAUUAUGGGAAAGUUAUGAAAGGAGGAGUAACUAGAGCAAAAGAACAUUUCAUGGCAAAGAAGGGCAAUGCUGCUGCUUGCACCAAGACUCCGAAAAAUGUGAGAGAAGAACUUUGGAAAUUAUACAAAGAAAAAGCAGACAACUCCUCUGUCAAUCCUAAAUAUAAUGCAUCCAAUGCUAACCAUGAGAGUGAAGAUGAGGUUGAAAUUUCCAUUGCUAGUAAUGAUAAAGGGAGAAAUAGCGGUGGAAGAAAAGGACCAAUGGAUAUGUUUUGUAGAAAUCCAACUGCUGCAAUAGAGAAGAGAAAAAAGGAAAAAUUAAGGCAAGCUAACAUCAAAGAGGCAUGUGACAAAAAUUUAAAGGUCUCGGUUCAUCAAUAUAUUGCUCCAUUUUGGUACCAAGCAGGCUUGUCAUUCAACCUUGUGAAGUUGAAAAGUUUUCAAGAUAUGAUUGAUGCCAUAGGUGCUUAUGGACCUAAUUUACUCGCUCCUAGUUAUCAUGAAAUCAGAGUUCCACUUAUCAACAAGGAAGUUGAGUACACGAAAAAGUUGUUGCAAGAUCAUAAAUUGCAAUGGAGCAAACAUGGUUGUUCUAUUAUGUCAGAUGCAUGGACUAAUCGAAAGCAACGAUGCUUAAUUAAAUUUUUGGUGAGCUCCCUUGCAGGGACAAUGUUUGUCAAGUCCAUUGAUGGUUCAAACUUUGUGAAGACAGGAGAAAAACUAUUUGAGAUGCUUAAUCCCUUGUGGAGGAGAUUGGGGAAGAAAAUGUUGUUCAAGUUAUAA
Messenger RNA from Vigna unguiculata (cowpea), 888 nucleotides. RefSeq lists its product as uncharacterized. The record is from RefSeq and is a predicted model, not a curated record. NCBI's taxonomy places the organism in Eukaryota, Viridiplantae, Streptophyta, Magnoliopsida, Fabales, Fabaceae.